Messenger RNA from Coregonus clupeaformis (lake whitefish), 1486 nucleotides. RefSeq names its product steroid receptor RNA activator 1 (gene sra1). The record is from RefSeq and is a predicted model, not a curated record. Lineage: Eukaryota; Metazoa; Chordata; Actinopteri; Salmoniformes; Salmonidae. The transcript has 5 exons. Bases 58 to 801 code for a protein of 247 amino acids. Gene Ontology annotation, biological process: regulation of transcription by RNA polymerase II. Gene Ontology annotation, cellular component: nucleus.
CACGUGUCCCGGAAAACAAGUCGAUUUGUUGUUGUAUAUGAAAGAAGAAAAGAAGCCAUGGAGGCUGAGGACUUUUACAUCAAACCAGGUAAUCAGGAGCGGGGCUGGAAUGACCCUCCACAGUUCUCCUAUGGUUUGCAGACAGCAGCACAAGGUGGUCCCAAGAGGACCCCUCUCAACAAGAGAGUGCCCCCACCUCAACUCACAGGAUCACCUUGUCCGGUCCCAGGAGCUUUUCCUUCCCCAACGGUUCCAAUGACUCCUCCUACCAACCCACUGGCCCCUCCUCCAUGUAGUUUGAACACGCCCCCUCGGCCAUGUCCUGUCGCAGCCCCUCCUCUUGGUGGGAUGAUGAAGAUGGCCACACCUCCACCAACUUGCCCAAUGGUAGAGCACACAGACUCUGCCAGUAGCCAAUCAGAAAGUGAGCCAGAUGUCGACGAUGUAGUCUCUCUUCUCAACUGGGCACUGACAGCUUGUAGACACACAGUCAAAAAACAGGUGUGUAAUGAUGUGGCGAAGCGCCUGAAGCUCUUUGAGGACAUGUGGAAGUCUGGGAAGCUGUCACUUCCUGUUAGGCGAAGAAUGAAUGGACUGGUGCAAGAGUUGAAGAGUUGUAACUGGGAUGCUGCUGAUGAGAUCCACCGGGCUCUGAUAGUGGACCAUGUUAACGAGGUCAGUCAGUGGAUGGUGGGGGUCAAACGUCUCAUCGCUGAAACACGCAACUUGAACCCAGAUCUUCUGCACACACAGGAAGUAGACCAGAGUCUAGACACCAGCAGCACUGCUAACUCCGACUAGAUCAAUAAUGACACUUUUGGAACUUUUCUAUUAGGUUGUGGAACCAUGAGGACUCUCGGUCGUCCAUAUGAAAGCCAUUGAAAUUCAACUUCUAGGCUAACUCUCUCUUUUGCUUUUGUAUGCGGAGAUUCCACAUAUUUUGACAUGGGUUUCCCGUAGUUGUGCAUAUACAUUUUUUGGGACCUUUUUAUGAAUUGCAUUUGAUUGCCGUGUAUUGCUAUUACCGAGCUCCACCAAUUCUGACAAUACAAAGAUACCUUUAUCCCUGUUUAUGUCGAGAUUGUUUACGUUUGAUACAGCCUUUCCCUGUUGUCUUGUUUGGUUAAAGUGCUUAUAUCAGAAGUGUCAGUAAUGGAACAUUUAUUUGGACCAUUCUCUCUUCUAAAUACUGUAUAAUCUCCCUUGGACAGCCUUGUAAACAGUAUUUUACUGGAGCUAAGAUAAAGGUUGCUUUAAUCGUCCAAUUGUACACAAGGUCCUAUGUAUUAUUCCUGAUGCAUGAGAGAGCUUAAUGGUUUAGCCUACAGUUUUCUAUGACUUGUCACCUCCCAUGUACUGUACAUAAUCACAAGAGCAAUAACAAUAAGAAUGUUUUAAAGCCUGUGGUCUACUUGUGUUGACAGUGGCAUUGCAUUACAUGUGUAUCAUACACGAUAAGACCAAAUAAAUCUGAUUUGUGUUGGAA